Molecule: messenger RNA, 6112 nt
Organism: Lemur catta (Ring-tailed lemur)
Lineage: Eukaryota; Metazoa; Chordata; Mammalia; Primates; Lemuridae
Gene: DIP2A
Product: disco interacting protein 2 homolog A
Exons: 38
Coding region: 246-4730 (1494 amino acids)
Cellular component (GO): cell surface
Source: RefSeq, a predicted model, not a curated record
GUGACAUCACCCAAAAAGGAUAUGAAAAGAAAAGGGCCAAGCUGCUUGCACGUUACAUACCACUUAUUCAAGGCCUAGACCCAUCUCUGCAAGCAGAGAAUAGAACCCCCGGGCCCUCACAGACCACGGCUGCUGCACCCAAACAGCAGAAGUCUCGGCCCACCAACUCACGGGAUGAGCGCUUCCGGUCAGAUAUCCACACUGAAGCCGUGCAAGCAGCUUUGGCCAAAUACAAAGAGAGGAAGAUGCCUAUGCCUUCGAAAAGACGCUCUGUUCUUGUACAUUCAUCUGUGGAAACCUAUACCCCUCCAGACACGUCGUCUGCCUCAGAAGAUGAGGGCUCUUUACGGCGACCCGGGCGACUCACCUCCACUCCGCUCCAGAGCCAUCCCAGCGUCGAGCCCUGGCUCGACCGGGUCGUUCAGGGCUCGUCCACUUCAUCCUCCGCAUCCUCCACCUCAUCUCACCCGGGAGGGAGACCCGCUGCUGCUCCCAGUGCCGCCACCACGCCGGGGGCCGCUGCUGCCACUGCGCUCGCAGGCCUCACAGCCCACGCCCACAUAGAUCUUCACUCUGCCCCUCCCGAUGUCACCACGGGCCUCGUGGAGCAUUCGCAUUAUGAGCGUCCACAGGUGGCUUCUGUGAGAGGCGUUCCUCGGGGGUGCGGCGGGAGCGUCCUGGAAACAGCAGAUGGUGUCCCCGUGAACAGCAGAGUGUCCUCCAAGAUCCAGCAGCUUCUAAACACCCUAAAGAGGCCAAAGCGCCCUCCUCUGAAGGAGUUCUUUGUGGAUGAUUUUGAGGAACUGUUGGAAGUUCAGCAGCCAGAUCCAAAUCAGCCCAAGCCCGAGGGAAGUCAGACGGCAGUGCUGCAGGGGGAGCCUCUGGCUGCAGGGGCCCCCUGGCCUCCGUCGCUGCUGGCCGCCUUGCAGCGGUGGGGCACCACGCAGCCCAGGGCCCCCUGCCUGACUGCCCUGGACACGACCGGAAAGGCCAUCUGCACUCUCACCUACGGCAAACUUUGGAGUCGGAGUUUAAAACUAGCUUAUACUCUGCUUAAUAAACUGACUAGUAAGAAUGAACCACUACUUAAACCUGGAGACAGAGUGGCGCUCGUGUUCCCAAAUAGUGACCCUGUGAUGUUCAUGGUUGCCUUUUACGGGUGUCUCCUGGCAGAGCUGGUUCCUGUCCCCAUAGAAGUGCCAUUGACAAGAAAGGAUGCAGGCAGCCAGCAGGUUGGGUUUCUCCUGGGCAGCUGCGGAGUCACCCUGGCCCUCACCACAGACGCUUGUCAGAAAGGCCUGCCCAAGGCACAGACCGGAGAGGUGGCAACUUUCAAAGGUUGGCCGCCCCUGUCCUGGCUGGUGAUUGAUGGGAAGCAUCUGGCCAAGCCCCCCAAGGACUGGCACCCUCUGGCCCAAGACGCAGGGUCCGGAACCGCCUACAUUGAGUAUAAAACCAGCAAAGAAGGCAGCACGGUGGGAGUCACGGUGUCCCAUGCAUCCCUGCUGGCACAGUGCCGGGCUCUGACCCAGGCGUGCGGGUACUCGGAAGCUGAAACAUUAACAAAUGUGCUGGAUUUCAAAAGAGAUGCUGGUCUCUGGCAUGGAGUGUUAACAAGUGUCCUGAACAGGAUGCAUGUGGUCAGCAUCCCCUACGCACUGAUGAAAGUCAACCCACUCUCCUGGAUUCAGAAAGUGUGUUCCUAUAAAGCCCGGGCUGCACUGGUGAAGUCCCGAGAUAUGCAUUGGUCUCUCCUAGCCCAGAGAGGUCAGAGGGACGUCAGCCUCAGCUCGCUGCGCAUGCUGAUUGUGGCCGAUGGCGCUAACCCAUGGUCGAUAUCCUCCUGCGAUGCCUUCCUCAACGUCUUCCAGUCCCGAGGUCUGAGGCCGGAGGUCAUCUGUCCCUGUGCCAGCUCUCCCGAGGCGCUGACAGUUGCCAUCCGCAGGCCACCUGAUCUGGGAGGGCCUCCUCCAAGAAAAGCCAUCCUGUCCAUGAACGGUCUGAGUUACGGCGUGAUCAGAGUUGAUACCGAGGAAAAGUUGUCAGUCCUUACUGUUCAGGACGUUGGUCAAGUGAUGCCUGGAGCCAGCAUAUGUGUUGUGAAGGUGGACGGUGCCCCUUAUCUUUGUAAAACGGAUGAGAUUGGAGAAAUAUGUGUCAGUUCCAGCGCAACCGGAACAGCCUACUACGGCUUGCUUGGAAUCACCAAGAACGUGUUUGAGACUGUUCCGGUCACCGCAGGAGGGGUGCCCGUCUCCGACAGGCCUUUCACCAGGACGGGGCUGCUGGGCUUCAUCGGGCCUGAUAACCUGGUCUUCGUGGUGGGCAAGCUGGAUGGGCUGAUGGUUGUUGGAGUUCGCAGGCAUAACGCGGAUGACGUCGUGGCCACCGCACUGGCCGUGGAGCCCAUGAAGUUUGUCUACAGAGGCAGGAUCGCCGUGUUCUCCGUGACCGUGCUGCACGACGACCGCAUCGUCCUGGUGGCAGAGCAGCGGCCUGAUGCCUCGGAAGAGGACAGCUUCCAGUGGAUGAGCCGCGUCCUGCAGGCCAUCGACAGCAUCCACCAGGUGGGCGUGUACUGUCUUGCUCUGGUUCCUGCCAACACCUUGCCCAAGGCUCCUCUCGGAGGGAUUCACAUUUCUGAGACCAAACAGCGCUUUCUGGAAGGGACGCUGCACCCGUGUAAUGUGCUGAUGUGCCCACACACCUGUGUUACCAACCUUCCCAAACCUCGUCAGAAACAACCAGAGGUGGGACCAGCCUCGAUGGUUGUGGGGAACCUGGUUGCUGGGAAGAGGAUCGCGCAGGCCUCUGGGAGAGAGCUCGCCCACCUGGAGGACAGCGACCAGGCUCGGAAGUUCCUGUUCCUGGCCGACGUGCUGCAGUGGCGGGCCCACACCACCCCUGACCACCCGCUGUUCCUGCUGCUGAACGCCAAGGAGCAUGUAGGAUAUAAAGAAGGAGAAGCUGUGGUCCUCACAUCCACGCUGUGGCAGGAGUACAGAACACGAAAACAUAAGAAGUUACACAAUAACGAAAGUCCUGGCACAGUCACCAGCACUGCAACCUGUGUGCAGCUGCACAAAAGAGCUGAAAGAGUGGCUGCGGCUCUGAUGGAGAAGGGAAGACUGAACGUUGGGGACCAUGUGGCUUUGGUCUAUCCCCCAGGCGUGGACCUCAUUGCCGCCUUCUACGGCUGCCUGUACUGCGGCUGCGUGCCCGUCACCGUGCGGCCCCCGCAUCCCCAGAACCUCGGCACCACGCUGCCCACCGUCAAGAUGAUCGUGGAGGUCAGCAAGUCCGCGUGCGUCCUCACCACGCAGGCGGUCACGCGGCUGCUGCGGUCCAAGGAGGCGGCGGCUGCAGUGGACGUCAGGACCUGGCCGACCAUUCUGGACACAGAUGACAUACCGAAAAGGAAGGUAGCCAGCAUUUUCAGACCCCCCUCCCCAGACGUGCUGGCGUACUUGGACUUCAGCGUGUCGACCACAGGCAUCUUAGCGGGCGUGAAGAUGUCACACGCGGCCACAAGUGCCUUGUGCCGCUCCAUAAAGCUGCAGUGCGAGCUGUACCCCUCUCGGCAGAUCGCCAUCUGCCUGGACCCCUACUGCGGCCUUGGCUUUGCCCUGUGGUGUCUGUGCAGUGUCUACUCAGGACACCAGUCGGUGCUGGUGCCUCCGCUGGAGCUGGAGAGCAAUGUGUCCUUGUGGCUGUCGGCCGUCAGCCAGUACAGGGCCCGCGUCACCUUCUGCUCCUACUCUGUGAUGGAGAUGUGCACCAGGGGGCUGGGCACGCAGACAGGCGUCCUCAGGAUGAAGGGGGUGAACCUGUCGUGUGUGCGCACGUGCAUGGUGGUGGCUGAGGAGCGGCCCAGGAUCGCGCUGACGCAGUCCUUCUCCAAGCUGUUCAAGGACCUGGGCCUGCCCGCGCGCGCCGUGAGCACCACGUUCGGGUGCAGGGUCAACGUGGCCAUCUGCCUCCAGGGCACAGCCGGCCCGGACCCCACAACCGUCUACGUGGACAUGCGGGCGCUGCGCCAUGACAGGGUACGUUUGGUAGAACGGGGUUCUCCACACAGUCUGCCGUUGAUGGAGUCUGGAAAGAUCCUCCCUGGAGUGAAGGUCAUCAUCGCACACACGGAGACCAAAGGGCCCCUGGGAGACUCGCACCUGGGUGAGAUCUGGGUGAGCAGCCCCCACAACGCCACGGGGUACUACACGGUCUAUGGGGAGGAGGCACUCCAUGCUGACCACUUCAGUGCCCGGCUGAGUUUUGGGGACACCCAGACUGUUUGGGCAAGGACUGGCUACCUGGGCUUCCUCCGAAGAACAGAGCUCACCGAUGCCAGUGGAGGGCGGCAUGAUGCGCUGUACGUGGUUGGCUCUCUGGAUGAAACGCUGGAGCUGCGAGGCAUGCGGUACCACCCCAUUGACAUCGAGACCUCUGUGAUCCGAGCGCACAGGAGCAUUGCCGAGUGUGCUGUGUUCACCUGGACCAACCUGCUAGUGGUGGUGGUGGAGCUGGACGGGCUGGAGCAGGACGCGCUGGACCUAGUGGCCCUGGUGACCAACGUGGUGCUGGAGGAGCACUACUUGGUUGUGGGCGUGGUGGUCAUCGUGGACCCGGGUGUCAUCCCCAUCAACUCGCGUGGAGAGAAGCAGCGCAUGCACCUGCGGGACGGCUUCCUGGCUGACCAGCUGGACCCCAUCUACGUGGCCUACAACAUGUGAGCGCAGCGCACAGCCCAGCUACUGGGGAGGUCCGCGACCCGGCCGGCCAAAGGCGCGAGCGUGAAGAUGCUGCAGAGCCCCCACCAGAGAACGGAGUCUGGUCUCCACGACGACUGGCCCCUUCCUGUGCUUUGGAGAGCCCCGCGACAGUUGCCCAGCUCUCACUCCAGAAAGCACUUCCUGGAUUAUUUAACUGUUUUCAGUCUGCCAAGUACUUUGACAGAAACAUGGAUGCCGGUGUUUUAACAGACGGAGCGACUGGGAGAGGAAAGGAAAGGCCUGGCGUGUGCAUCGCAAGUCUUUCAGACACCCUGGCUAUUCUCUGCUGUACUGCGAGUUUGCACUUUCCUUAGGCUAAAAAUAUAGUUCCUGAUUUUAAAAAUUCAGUUAUUUAUUUCCACUUCAAAUGACAAGUUCACUUAUAGAAUUUAGGCUGGAGAGAACUUUGAGGCUGUGAGUCCAGCAGCCUCUCUGCAUUCCCCAGGCGGCUGAACCCCGCAGAGCGGACAGCAAGGAGCACAUGCAGGCCCGCCCCUCCCUCUGGAGGACCGCACCGGGCCAGGCACAGUGCUCCCUCUUUGCCAGUGUCUUUGCGGAAACAGGUGUGCCCGUUUGCUGAAUGUGUUGUCACUAACACUCGUCAAGUGCCAUUUUGGACUGUCAGGUUAGAGGCUCUGUUUCAGAAAGAGAAGCCAGCAUUUAGUUUCAAAUCACUGCCCUGGUCUGUAACUCCGUGCUGUUUGGUUAAAUUGCUAGUUUUCAUAACACUACACCAUUAAUUCUUCUCAUGGAAGUGUACGGAUUUCCAAGUCAGCAGAUUGAGAAGCAUCGGUAGCAAAGCCUGAGGUUUCCACGUGCUUGGUGCUGUUGGUGAGCACCUGCAGGACGGCGGGGCGGUGGGCAGCCCUGUCCCUCGGAGGCGGAGCUGGGCACGCUCCCACUGGCUUCGCAUUUUGACUUGUGUGCCUGUGAAAUUUGGCCAAACCAUUUUCAGUUAUUUUAUUCAAACUUGACUAAGCUGAGUGAUCCAAAAUUACGCUGAACCUAAAUCAAAGAAGAGAAUGUAAAAUCCUUUAGAUACUUCUAACAAUUUGAAGUCAGGCAUGAAUCCAAGACAUAGAUUAUUUUUAUAUAACUAAGAAUAUGUCAUGAAAUUGUUGGGUUUUGGGGGGAUCGAGGGUGGGAAAUUUUAUGAAUCAUGCAUGCUUCACAGAAACACCAUAUUUUUCCAAAAUUAGCCUGGAUUAGUGCCUAACAAAGCUGUUAUUAAUUCUCCACAAAUGAGUCUGGCUAACUGGACCAGCUCUCGUAUCUCACUCCCAUGUGGCCACAGACAGCAGCGUGCACAGUGGCCCUGUUUGCCUGCAGUGGGGGACUGCGGU